AUACAACCGCCAGAUAAUACGUCAUCUUCAUUAUUGCAUUUACUGCAGAAAAAAGAUCGGCGUUUGUUAAUGUAAGGUUUGUAAAAAGCCGUACGUUUAGUGCGCAAGUGAAAGAAUUUACAGGAGGGUUGGGCGGUCUCCAGUGCCAUUUUUAUCUUACGGUGAAUCAGUGAAACCGGCUUUUCCAGAUCUGUGUCUGGUUUGCCCUGCGCUUCAAGGCGCUGGGGCCGCUCGCCUUUGCGUCAGUAAACCUGCUACUACGGGAGGCGUUGCUGCUCACAAUCGCACAUACUGUAAAAAUUCAGUAAUAGUGCGCAGCCCUGCUACAAAACCGACUGGCUUUUAUUCACCUGGACGCCAUAUGCCUUCAAGAUUUCUAUUUUGCUGUGAAAACCAAUCCUGGUACCUUCGCCUACGGGAUUCCUGACGGGAGAUAUCGUUCAUAUUUACUGAUUUUUGGUCAGAAGCAAAAAUUGGAAAUCAUACUCUAGGAUGCGCCUGGUGCUGUGAGCGGCAUUGUGAAAAUGAGUGUGACCUCCUGGUUUCUGGUGAGCAGCUCAGGCACCCGCCACCGGCUGCCCCGCGAGCUGAUUUUCGUGGGCCGUGAGGACUGCGAACUCAUGCUGCAGUCUCGCAGUGUAGAUAAGCAGCAUGCUGUCAUCAACUACGACAUGAGCUCUGAUAAGCACCUGGUGAAAGACCUAGGCAGCCUCAAUGGGACUUUUGUGAAUGACCAACGGAUUCCAGACCAGACAUACAUCGCUCUCAAGCUCUCUGAUGUCAUUCGCUUCGGAUAUGAUUCUCAAGUCUACAUCCUCGAGAGGAGUCAACACAAGGUUCCAGAAGAGGCACUUAAGCACGAGAAAUACACCAGCCAGCUGCAGAUGACCUUAAAAGCAUCAGAGGAGAAACGGCUUGGAGAGGCAGAUGGUGAUGUGGCAGAAGCCCAGCGGAGCACAGAGCAGAAAGCCAUAUCGGAGGCCCCCAUGUCGCGGCCCACGCCCCUGUAUGGCCAGCCUUCUUGGUGGGGGGAGGAUGACACGGGAAGCAAGGGACAUCUCAACAGUGAACAUCAGCAACAUGAAGGCAGCCCAAAAGAGGGUUCAGCAAUCAUGCCGGAGGUGAAUUGUUCAGACUACCGAGAAUCCCAAGACGAUUCUAUCUACUCAUACCGGCGGGAGCCCAGCUACUUUGAAAUCCCCACUAAGGAGUUCCAGACACAGCCGAAGACCCAUGAAGCUGAGCUGCAUGAGAUCCCGACUAAGGACACCGAUACCCCACCACUGGCCUCCACAAUCACCCCCACACCCCCGGUGGUACAGAGCCAUGCUUCCUUCACCAUUGAGUUUGAUGACUGCAUGCCAGGAAAGAUGAAGAUCAAGGACCACGUCACUAAAUUCUCCACUAGGCAGCUCAAGCUGCCGCGUAAGCAGCUGGCUGCCACACCCACAGAGGUGAUGUCAGCAGAAAGCAAGGUGGCUGACUGGCUGGUGAAUAGCAAUGUCAGCAUGAUGAGGCAGAAGAAUCCCUCAGAGGAUGUCUAUAGUACCAAGAGUGACUUAGCAAUGCACAUUAAAACUCUCAAAGGGCACCAGCACGAGGAUGGGACCCAGAGUGACUCUGAGGACCCAGUCCUGAAGCAAAAGUGCAGCACGACAUCAAACCUGGUGCAACCACAACCCUCUGUUCAGUCACAGCAAUCUGUCCUUCGACACCAACUGCUGCCAACAAAGUUCACGCUGCCUACGCCUGCAAUCUCCAAAGAGACCCAAUCUCCUUCUGAGACUCCAUCUUCUCCACAAGAAAUAGCCAAGACGUCCCCACAGGACGUUAACCAGCAAGCCUUCAUUAUUGAGUUCUUUGACGACAACCCGCGUAAGAAGCGCUCACAGUCCUUCACACAUAACUCCACCCAUGGCGACUCCUACUCUGCCCUCAAGGCCAAGCUGGAGAGACGGAAAGCUGGAGGCCAGGGUGGGGAAAGAGUGUCUGCUUCAUCAGGGCAGAUCCCAGCCACGCAGCAGGUGACGAUCCCGCUGAAGGGGCCUGGUCCUGGGCCUCCGCAGAGGGCCGGCUCGUUAAAGCGGGAGAAGGGCGAGGAGAGGCUCAGUAGCGCCCCCUCUGGGUCAGGCUUUUCCUCACACUCCACCUCUGCGGUUUCCACCAGACCUUUAGCAAGUGUUGCCAAGACAUCCAAGCUGGACCAAGACUUUACAGGUGACUUUGUGAAGGAAUGUAACAAAAGUACCUCACCCACCAAGGAGAACACACCUCCUCUACCUACGUCUGCUCCACCAGUCAUGGAGACCUCCACCCAUCUACAAACUUCCCCAUCUCCCCAUACUAGCCCAAACCUUCCACCCUCCAUAAAUCACGCUCCCACCCCUGAUCACACCCAACCACUCAGUCAUACACCCACAAAGUAUGCAUCUCCAGUGCUGGCCUCGGUGCCCCCACCUCCGCUGUCAGUAAGUGCCCACAGCAUGGACCCCAAGGCCUCAAAGGCAGUGAGAACAGAGGAAGAAGACAGCUUGAGUGAUGCAGGUACCUACACCAUCGAGAUGGAGGCCCCGGAUAAGGAGGUAGAAGAGGCGCGCAGUAUGAUCGACAAGGUGUUUGGGGUCCCCGAUUGUCCCGAGUAUGCUGGAGUGACUGCUCGAGUACUGAGACCCAUCAUAAACAAGGAGCAAGACCAACAGGCUGUCCAGCAUCAAAACCAGGGUGGUGCUGGUGACUUCAAGGCAGCACCGGUCCAAGAUGUAAACUCCGCAACCCCUAGUGACAGUCUCAUCAGCCAGUCACAGGUGCAUGCAGCCUCAUCUGCAGGCACAGGUGCCUCCAAGUGGGUUUCCCGCUGGGCCAGCCUGGCAGAUGGCUAUAGUGAGUCAGGACCUACAGCAGCACUUUCUCAGGAGGAUCUUUCCAACGCAGAUGGCCAUGCCAAACCAAUGCUGAGUCAAUGCAUAGAUAACACAGAUGUGGAGAACAGCCAAGGAUCCAGAACAAGACGGCUCCUCCCCCAGGUACCACAAGUGGAAAAGUUGGAGAGUGCAGCUCCUACUAUUGUCAUUCAGCAUGACCCCGUCACAGAAUGUAACACAUCAGAAAAUGGCUCCACUAAGCCCCAUCAACAAGAAUCAAGGAAGUUGCACCUCCAAGAUGACUUGGACCCGGACAGCCUUAGUGAUGCCAGCAAGUCAGAUGAGUGCUCUGUUGUUGAUCGAAACAAGGGCAGUCGAGCUAGAAGGAAUCAGGAGAAAACUGAGAAUGAAGCCAAAGAGCCAGAAAAGACUGCAUCUUCAGUCAAAUCUACAUCGUUCUACAUUGGGUCAGAGGAGACCUACUCCAAAACAGACUUGGCACCUGCUCUGUUUCCUACUAGGAGAGAACAGGAUGGACCUCCCAGAAUUUCCCCAGCAGCUGUUCUUGCAAGGCAUUCAAGUAACCGUGAGCCCCGUAGAGCUGUCAGGCCAAAUGCUUCUGCUCCCAGCCUCCAUUCACAGGGCACUGAUGGCCAGCUCAAAAAGGAGCCCAACGUCUCCUUUGUCAGACAGGAGAGCUUCACUAAGGAUCGACCAAGCGAUGACAUCCCCAUCAGCAGGCUUCCACACAUCUCCAGCCAGCCUGCUCUGUGUAUCAUUGAACAUGGUGAGCUAUACCAGAGCCCUUCUCUUAAUGAGGUGGAGCAGAAGCAUGCGGGAUCUUCCAGCCACGCAGGGGACUCACUGUCUGGGGAUUCUGAUUUGGACACAGGCAGCACUGUCAGUCUGAUCAGUAACAAAAAUGCUCCCUCUGCACCAGCCAAGAUGUUGACCAGUAGUAUCCUGCAGAAGGGGAAAUCAUCAUCCAGUCCGUCUGCCCAAAGUCUAGUGGCCCGCCAGCCAACCGCCCGUGAACGUUUAUCUGAGAAGCGCCGUGCCCAUGUCACCGACCACACCAGCAAGGGCGAGCCGAAUAAACGUCUUCAGAUCCGGCGAAGCACUGGGAACCGUGGCUCACUGGACUUCACGGAUGAGCAGCAAAGCUCAAGCCUGCAGUACUGGCCCGAAACUGCCUCCUCUGACUAUGAAUCUGGUUCCCGGCUUGGUACCCGCAAACGUCUUCCAGCUGUGCUCCAGAAAGAUUCCUUGAAAGGAGCGGUGUACCAAGCACUGACUCGCUCCAACAGCCUCUCCUCCCCACGACCCACCCGUGCAUCUAUGCUGCGUCGGGCCCGUCUGGGCGAGGCUUCUGAUACUGAGGGCACAGAGACAGACCGAGCCUCUCAAGGUUCCGAUAUCAACCCACCAACCAAAGCCCCGGCUGACAGUAAGAAAUUGUCGCGCCUGGAUGUCUUAGCUUUGCCUAGGAAGAGGACAGGUUCGUUCACCAUGCCUAGUGAUACUGAGUCCACCAGCCGGGCUGAUGCCCUUAAUCGUAGCUCAGAGCUCAGUACCUCCAUUCGUAAGGCAGGAACAACUGAGAUGAAGCCUGGGGCCGGAAAGGCACCCAGGACGGCUCCCUCAAAGCAGCCCAUCACCCGCGCUCGAUCCAGCAGUGCCAAGUAUUCUAGCACUACCGCAGCUACACAGACUCCGAGUAUCACCAAGGCUGCCCCAGUCCAAUCCAAAGCCAAAAAUGAAGGUUCAGCAGUGGACAAUGAGACCAGCUCCUUCCAGCAUUGGUCCACACACAGUGCUGAAAUUGCCAGGCUCAGUCAGGACCUUGCCAAAGACUUGGCUAUGUUGGCUCAAGAGAUCCAUGAUGUGGCAGGUGAAGCUGACUCGGGAAUGGGCACUGCAACCUCACCUGGCUCUAUGCCCAACACUCCAGCCUCCACCAUUUCUGCCCGGGAGGAGAGAAUAUUUCCAUCCUUGCAGGCCACCCGCUUUUCCCAGUUAAUUCAGCACAUUCCAGAAGCCAGCUUGAACUACCAAAAAGUUCCACCAGGUGCAGUGGGAGUCCGGGACCCAGACCCAAAUAUGAAUGAAGAAGAUUCCAAACGGCGACUCUGGAAUCGUGAAGAGGUCAUUUUAGACAAUCUGAUGCUGAAUCCUGUGUCUCAGUUGUCCCUGGCAAUUAGGGAGAACACCGAACAGCUGGCAGAGAAAAUGAAGUCAUUGUUCCACAACAGGACAGAAGUGUGGGAAGAAAUCGAGGCAAAGAUCAGUGCUGAGAAUGAAGUGCCUAUACUGAAGACAUCAAAUAAGGAAAUCAGUUCCAUUUUGAAGGAAUUAAGAAGAGUUCAUAAACAACUAGAAGUUAUAAACACUAUUAUCGAGCCUGGACGAAGUACUGACCCACUCAGCAAGGUCCCCUCGGGUGGGGCAAAGCCCACAUUGGCUUCCCAGCCCCCGACAAGAGGGGCCCGAAGCUCAGCUGCUAACGCUACAGGCAAGAAGCCCAGUGAGGUACGCAAGAAGAGCCUGGCGGGUGCUGGCAGCCAGAGCUGAGUACUGUGGACUGGCAAGGUCACGGUCAAGACUGUCUGGUCAUGUGGAAGCAGUCUGAACCAUUGAGUCAUUUUUGUAAAUAUGGAAUGACACAAAACCGAAAGGAAAGCAGAGAAGAUCUCCAAUGUGUGUUUGAAAUGAAUGUAGGGAACAAGAUAUAACUCAUGUUAAUGCAGAUUGUUUUUUGAAAAUACAGCAUUGCUGGCCUGAGAAGAAUGCUAAUACUAAGUGUUCAGCAGGCAGGUUGUGCCGGGGUUGAAUUAGGGAACCUCAUUGUUUUGUCAUUUUGUUUAUCUUUUGUUUUACAAUUUGUUUGUAGCAUUGAACAGCUGAUGCCUUUAAUGGGGUCAACAAAUGAAUGCUAUAGCUGACAUCAUAAUACAAGAAUAUUAUAUGUGGACAGUAUUUACUACAGAAAUUUCACCUGGUCGUGUGACAGAGGCCUUUUAAAUGACUCGGUAUGCAUUUUGUUUCUCCUCUAUUUAUCAUGCAUUUGUUUAAUUGUUUCAGAAUGACUUGAAUGUCGGUAAGUGCAGAUAGGUACAUUCAUGCUUUAAGGAUCAUGUGGUGCCCAAACAUCCAAAACCUGCAGGAAAUUGGAACAGCUUUUGUGAUGUGCUCCAUGUGCACUGUGAAGAUGUGCUGUGCUUGUGAAGUGCUCCAUCAUGAGCUUAGCUGGCAAUUAUGAAAAUUUUGUCCACAAGGCUGCAUAGCAUUUUUCUUUUGAUCUAGUGUUUUUUCAGUGUUUUAAUUUUUGAAAAGAUGCUGCCUUGUCAUGUAUACAUUUUUUUCUUCCUUAAACUGUGCAAUGCUAAUUAUUGAAUACAUGUUGUUGCUUUCUACUGCACACCUAAAAUCAUGCUCUGGAAUUAAUGCAAGCAGUGUUGGCGUAUUUGUAUUUAUAAAUAAAGCUGAAGGUGACCUGGAACCUGGAGUAGAAUUGGCUAUGAAAUGACUUAAGAAGAGUGAAGUGUUCUUUUAUUUAUUUAUUAUAUCUCUCCUGCACAAGAAAUGACGUCUCUCGGAUAUAAUGGAUCUUUCUACUUACCUGUAUACCCAUAACCUGGAUGACCUUUUAAACAAGGCGAAGUACCUGUGGUUACUUCCAUUGUUGCUGAAACAGAAAGGAUUUUGCAUUCAUUGUGAAUUACAAAAAUCCUGCUAAUGAUUGGGAGUCAGAGUAUAAGAAUUCUGGACUGAGUCAAUCAGUUAAUAGACUUGUGUGUGUUUUCUGGGAAAUGGAGCUCUCCCCAGGGUACGGUCUUCCAAACAUCCAUAUUAGUCUUCAAACAACUGCUAACUUACUGUGAACGGGUUUAUAUGAAGGCUGUGAGCCCUUCCACUGUUUAGUGUAGGUGUUUCGUGUGGCGCCUUGGUCAGUUUGGGUGUUAGGGUAAGAUGUUCCAAAGCUAUGAAUCCCUUUUAUGUCUUUGCUGUCCAGAUGCCCAUCUCUGUAGGCUGUGUAGACUCUGGAUAUUGUAAUGCUUACAUUUAUGCUUUAAAACAUAGUGACUGUCCUGCAGUAGAACCUCAGCUUAGCUCCUCUGCUCAGCCUGCUGUCCACCAUAUUAAAUAAACAGAUUUGUUUACAUUCACCAGCAGACACCUUUGGAAUAAAUGUGUAGAAGAGGGUUGCAGAAAUGAAUGAUUAUCGUUUCACCUUUAAAAUGCUUGGUGUUAAGUAUUUAAUUAAUUUGUAAGAUGUCUCUUUGGGUUAGAUGUAUUGUGGUGGUGGUAGGAACCACAGGACAAAGCAUGUACAGUAGCAUCAACCAAAGAAGACCGAGUGUUAUGUUUUUGUCAAAGGCAAGCAGACUCCGUAUUUGUGAUUCAUGCGUAUAAAUUGUGCAAAGUAUGACAAAUUGCCCAGAACAGCCCCAAGUCCGAUGUAUUGUAGGGGAAACACUCCUAGAUAAUGUAUUCCAAAUACCAUGCAUUAUAGUCAGUGUUCUGUAAAUCUGACAUUUAUAUUAAACAAAACAUUUUCCUAAUCUCAUUGUAUGUUUUCUGUUAGCUUGAUAUUUUGAGUUUCGAGGCAGUUGAUUUACAUUAUCCUUUCUUUGUGUAAGAUGGCUGCACCACUGUACCAUUUAAGGUGUUGUGAUUGAGCAAAUGGAGGUAAAUAAAUAAUCUGUACAAAGGAAUAGGAAUGCACUUAAAAAAUUAAAGAAAAUGAAAGUAAAAGAU
Molecule: messenger RNA, 7619 nt
Organism: Brienomyrus brachyistius
Lineage: Eukaryota; Metazoa; Chordata; Actinopteri; Osteoglossiformes; Mormyridae
Product: centrosomal protein of 170 kDa protein B-like
Exons: 20
Coding region: 525-5432 (1635 amino acids)
Molecular function (GO): protein binding
Source: RefSeq, a predicted model, not a curated record